Messenger RNA from Salarias fasciatus (jewelled blenny), 2483 nucleotides. Its product is annotated as saccharopine dehydrogenase-like oxidoreductase. Gene Ontology annotation, biological process: glycolipid biosynthetic process. The record is from RefSeq and is a predicted model, not a curated record. Gene Ontology annotation, cellular component: lipid droplet; plasma membrane; mitochondrion. The transcript is spliced from 12 exons. Lineage: Eukaryota; Metazoa; Chordata; Actinopteri; Blenniiformes; Blenniidae. Bases 106 to 1389 code for a protein of 427 amino acids.
AGGGAAGUGGAGGCAGUGAAAAGCGCCGCAGUGUGCUCGCUGCUGUCAGUCUGUCCCAGUGAGAGGUGACGGCAGGGUAUCAGGGAGCUCCUCCAGUCCGACACUAUGGCAUCUGUUCAAACCUCCUCCAGCAGACCCUACCACCUGGUCAUCUUCGGAGCCUCCGGCUUCACGGGGCAGUACGUUGUGGAGGAGGUGGCUCGGACCGUGUCCGAGGGUCCGGGGGGCAACUUGAAGUGGGCCGUGGCAGGCAGGAGCAAGCAGAAGCUGGAAAAAGUUCUGGAGCAGGCCGCUGGAGCCCUCAGCAAGCCUGAGCUGAGGACAGAGGUGGACAUCAUUGUGGCAGAUGUGCAAGAGCCAGACUCUCUGGCAGCCAUGUGCAAACAGGCUGUGAUUGUUCUGAGCUGUGUGGGGCCUUACAGAUUCUACGGCGAGCCGGUGGUCAAAGCUUGUGUGGAAAACGGAGCCCACUGCAUCGACAUCAGUGGAGAGCCACAGUUUCUGGAGAGCAUGCAGUUAAACUACAACAACCAGGCAGCUGACAAAGGGGUGUAUGUCAUCGGGAGCUGUGGGUUUGACUCCAUCCCUGCUGACCUGGGAGUCAUCUACACCAGAGACCAGUUUAAAGGCACACUGACUGCAGUGGAGAGCUUCCUGAAUUUCAAUGCAGGAUCUGAAGGCGCCAGUAUCCAUGAUGGCACUUGGCAGUCGGCCGUCUACGGUUUUGCAGACAGCCAGAAGCUCCAGAGUCUGAGGAGGAAGUUUAAUCACAAGCCUCUUCCCACUGCUGGCUCCAAGCUGAAACGCAGAGGAGCGUUGUUCUUCAGUAAUGAGAUCCAGCAGUACUCUGUGCCCUUCAUGGGAUCUGAUCCUUCUGUUGUGAAGAGAAGUCAGCGCUUCCUGGCAGAGGAAUAUCAAUCAACGCCGGUCCAGUAUGGUGCUUACGUCGGGGUCGGAGGCCUCGGGAGUGUGAUCAAGCUGAUAUUUGCCGGCAUGAUGUUCUGGCUCUUGGUCAAGUUCAGUUUUGGACGUAGCCUGCUCACUAAGUACCCCGAAUUCUUCUCCUUUGGAGCCGUCUCAAAAGCAGGACCAACAAGAAAGCAGAUGGAGGCCUCAUCGUUCCAGCUCGCCUUAUAUGGAGAGGGCUACACAGAGGACCAGGACCCCUCCAAGGGAAAACCCAACGCCAAGAUCCGCACGCUGGUUCAGGGACCAGAGGCUGGAUAUGUGGCCACGCCCAUCACAAUGGUGCAGUCUGCUCUGACCAUCCUCAACGAAUCCCCUGCUUUACCCCAGAAGGGAGGAGUUUACUCUCCAGGAGCGGCGUUUGCCAAAACCACAUUAAUCGACCGCCUCAACAAGCACGGCGUCCAGUUCUCUGUCGUAUAAAGGUCGUACCUUCCCUGACGCCGUACUCCAAGUGUUUGUGAGCUCUCAUCAGUUUGCAGAAUAACAGCUGGGAAGUUUCCAACUUCAGAAAAAAGCAAGGAUAAGACCAGAUCCUAUUGAUGGUAUUUUGAGCUUUUCUUCCUUUUCAUGUAGUCAGAAAUUUCCCAACCUCUUCCGUCGCCCUGAAUGUAUCGUUAACAUUCUGCCUGUAAAACACACGGUACAUUUAAAGACGGCAAAAUAACUGGUCUGUGGUAACAAAGUUUGUGCAUGGUCUGCCAAUAACAUCAUAUUAAUGUUUACUAUCAGCACUCUCUGGCUUACCUCCUGCUGCUUAACACUGCAAUAAAUGGCAACUUGUGUGAAAUCAAAUUGGAAAUUGUUGAUUAAUAUUCGCCGUGUGGCAGCUGAGCUUUAACGUAAACAAGACAAAGGUUUUUGCAUUUAGUCAUUUCUAAUCCUGCUGUAUCUGCAACUGCAACACUAAAUCAGUCGUGUGGUUCAUUUCAGACUCUACCUUCCAUUGCUGUCCGCUGUAGAAGAGAACAUUUUCAUGGUUCUUCUUGCUGUGAUUUGUGUGAUUGCAAAGAAAACAAUGUCAGAGGAAGAGGGUACUGUGGAUGUGGUGAACUGUAGGGAGACCAAACUUUUUUUUUUCUUUUUUUUUAUAAAGACCAUAGCAUUGUAGGUACAAGGAUAUCGUCAACACUAAAGCAUCUCAUGUCAUCAAACAUGUGCAGCUUUAGUUGAAUGUUUUGAUGGCCAGUCCUUAGAAAUUUUUGCUUCAACACCUCCGUGGAAAAUGCAUCCGAUUGCUUGUGUCCCAUGCCGGCGUGUGUUCCUGUGUGAAACCGAACAGGUCCUCUCUGCUGCUCCACACAGCGGGUGAAACAUGCAACUUUUUGGAUCAGCAAAAAGCUUUUGACAUUCUCAAGGCCAUGAAACAGUUUAUCCACAAAGUAAAAAUGCUGACUUCGGAGGGGUUUUUUUUCCAUGUUUGACUGUUUUUCUGCACGUGAUAAGAUGUGUUUGGGGAUUUUCUCCUGGUGAUUUGCUUCAGGUGGGCCUCAUGAAUAAAAACCGAUCUGACAAUA